AUGGCAACCUUAGACAUCGAGGUAGUAGACCUCACCGGUAUCGGGCUCCCUCAAGAAGACUGCCGCAAGGUGGCCGUCUGGAUGGCGCAGGCCUUUGCUCAAGCGCCCGCGACGCCGGCCCUGACCAUUUUCUUCGGCGCCGCGCCCUACGAGGCCAACGUCGAGAUGCACGAGCGCUUCUGGGCCUCGCACCUGAACCGCGUCGCCAUGUCGGGCCGGCUGAUCGGCGCCCGGGCCCGCGGCGGCGGGGCAUGGCGCGGGUUCCGGGCCUUCUUCGAGCCCGGUAGGUCCAGGCUGCCGUAUGUCUCGGACUUUAGACUUGAGAACAACGACGACUGGGAUCGCUUCCUGGAGCUGGCCAGCGAGGAACAGUACAUGAGUCGGGUCAGGGAAUGGGGCAAAAAGACAGGCCGCACGAAUGAGGAGAUCGGUAUUACACCUGGCGAGUACUAUACGACGUCCAUCAUCGUGGUCGACCCGGCGCACCAGCGACAGGGUAUAGGCCACGCGCUCGACGAGUACACACAAGAUAUUGUCCGAGAAGCCCAUAGGCCGCUUCACGUCCGCAUCCAUGAGUAUAUCCUGCCCUUUUACAUCGCACAGGGCUAUCGUGUGGUCGCAUCACCUACAUACAGCCUUGUGGGCUCGGCGCCGUUCAAGGUGCAUUUCCUGAUGCAUGAUUGCAGCCGGAUUGUGUCCCGGUAG
This is a messenger RNA of Neoarthrinium moseri, 705 nucleotides long. RefSeq lists its product as uncharacterized. Gene Ontology annotation, molecular function: acyltransferase activity, transferring groups other than amino-acyl groups. Bases 1 to 705 code for a protein of 234 amino acids. NCBI's taxonomy places the organism in Eukaryota, Fungi, Ascomycota, Sordariomycetes, Amphisphaeriales, Apiosporaceae. The transcript is spliced from 6 exons. The record is from RefSeq and is a predicted model, not a curated record.